AUGGGAACUUCACAUUCUGUGGUUACGGCUCUUCAAUCACUCUUAAGGCAACAUGAAUUAAAAGUUCCCACCAAGACUUUGCAGAGGUUUGUAAAGGAAGUGGAUCGCAUAGCUCCCUGGUAUAUCUGCUCAGGGUCACUAACGCUCGCUUCCUGGGACAAACUGGAGGGUGAUUUGCUUAGAGAACAGCAGAAUGGGAAAUUAAUGCCUGGAACUAGACCACUGUGGAAGCUAGUUAGGUCAUGUCUACUGGAUGAGAAAUGCAGUCCGGCUAUAGCGACAGGCCAGGGGGUGCUAGAAGACCUUCAGAACAGCAUGUCAGAAUCAGAGUGGAAUAAGAGAUUGAGAGCUCGCAGAAAAAAGGAAAAAGGUAUACCAGAAGCAUCAGGCCCUUCCAAAGACUCGCAGUCUGCGGAAGAGAGAGAUAAGGGGAAGAACACCCUGGGUGAGAUAUAUAUGAAGAAAGAUAGGGAAAGACAUACCUUAGAAGAGAAAGGUAGGGAGGGAACCAAGGCUCCAGAAAGAAAACCCCUGUAUCCGGUACAGGAACUGAAAGCCUUGAGAAUUGAUAAUUGUGAGCCAGAGGAACUCAGCUCCUCUGAGGAGGAAAUCUCAGAUAAACAGACAGCCUACUAUGAUAAGCAGCUGCCGCUUGCCCCUCCACCUUAUGUGGAGAAGCCUUAUGUGGAGAAGCACUGCUCAGAUUCCUUCCUGUCAAAGGGAGAUAAGAAAAAGUUGUUACAGGCUUUUCCGGUGUUUGAGGUUGCGGAAGGAGGUCGAGUCUAUGCACCGGUAGAAUAUGGUCCCAUUAAGGAACUUGCUGAAUCAGUUAACAGAUACGGAGUUGAUGCUAAUUUUACAGUAAUGCAGCUUGACAGACUUGCCACUAUGGCUAUGACUCCGAAUGAUUGGCAAAGUACAGUAAAAGCUGCUCUCCCUAAUAUGGGACAGUACAUGGAAUGGAAAGCCUUAUGGCAUGAUGCUUCUCAAGUACAGGCAAGGGCCAAUGCCAAUACAGAAGGCAAUCAAAGAGAGUGGACAUUUGAAUUGUUAACAGGACAAGGACAGUAUGUUAAUGACCAAACAAAUUACGACUGGGGAGCAUAUGGCCAAAUUUCAGCUGCUGCUAUUAAAACAUGGAAGGCCCUCUCCAAGAAAGGUGAGGCCGGGGGACACCUAACAAAAAUAUUACAAGACCCCCAAGAGCCAUUCUCAGACUUUGUGGCUAAGAUGACAGAAACAGCAGGCAGAAUUUUUGGAGACCCAGAGCGAGUCAAACCAUUGAUAGAACAACUGGUGUAUGAAAAUGCCUCACCAGAAUACAAGGCAGUCAUUACCCCUAGAAGAAACAAAGGGUUAACAGACUGGAUAAAGGUUUGCCGAGGACUUGGAGGCCCUCUUACUAAUGCUGGCCUUGCAGCGGCUAUCUUACAAAGCCAAAACCGCUCUAGUCCUGGCAGCCGUAAAGUCUGCUAUAACUGUGGCAAACCAGGUCAUUUGAAACGAGAAUGUCGUGCUUCCACACAAAAAAGAACUCCAGGGCUUUGUACAAAAUGCAGAAAAGGUUAUCAUUGGGCUAAUGAGUGUCACUCAGUUAGAGAUAUUCAGGGAGAGCUUAUUCAACAUGAUUCCCCACCAGUGGGAAGAGAUCAAAGUAUUCCAAAAAACGGAUUUCAGGGCCCCAGAUCCCAGGGCCCCAAAAAAUAUGGGACACAUAUCAACAACCAGAGGACACUUCUAGCCACAGAGCUACAAGAGGCUCCCCAGGAUUGGACCUCUGCUCCACCUCCUGAUUCUUAUUAA
Molecule: messenger RNA, 1803 nt
Organism: Arvicanthis niloticus (Nile rat)
Lineage: Eukaryota; Metazoa; Chordata; Mammalia; Rodentia; Muridae
Source: RefSeq, a predicted model, not a curated record